Messenger RNA from Salvelinus namaycush (lake trout), 744 nucleotides. RefSeq names its product claudin-14-like. The record is from RefSeq and is a predicted model, not a curated record. Gene Ontology annotation, biological process: bicellular tight junction assembly; cell adhesion. The transcript is spliced from 3 exons. Gene Ontology annotation, molecular function: structural molecule activity. NCBI's taxonomy places the organism in Eukaryota, Metazoa, Chordata, Actinopteri, Salmoniformes, Salmonidae. Bases 1 to 744 code for a protein of 247 amino acids. Gene Ontology annotation, cellular component: bicellular tight junction; plasma membrane.
AUGGCCAGCAUGGUGGUCCAGCUCCUGGGCUUCUUCCUGGGUCUGUUGGGGCUUGUAGUUAGUGUAGUUGCUACGGUGCUCCCCCACUGGCGGCGGACGUCAUAUGUGGGCUCUAACAUCAUCACAGCCACUGCAUACAUGAAGGGGCUCUGGAUGGAGUGUGUGUGGCACAGCACGGGCAUCUACCAGUGUGAAGUACAUCGCUCAAUGCUGGCUCUGCCACCUGACCUGCAAGCAGCGCGGGCAUUGAUGGUGCUAUCCUGUCUGACCUCCACCCUGGCAGUCCUGGUGUCCUCUACAGGGAUGAAGUGUACCCGCUGUGCCCGACGCUCCCCCACCAAGCACGUCCUGGCCAUCAGCGGAGGGGUCUGCUUCCUGUCUGCAGGCAUGCUCUGCCUUUUCACUGUCUGCUGGACAACCAAUGAUGUCAUCCUCGACUUCUACAACCCCAUCCUACCUGAAGGUAUGAAGUAUGAGAUUGGCAUGGCGGUGUAUUUGGGCUAUGUCUCGGCCUGUCUAAGUCUGAUGGGAGGGGCAGUGCUCUGUUGGAACUGUGAGGGGCGGACCGGGAACGCCCUCCCCCUCCAUCUACCUCGUCAUCACCACCCUCCUCCUCAACCUGUCUUCAACACUUUAAACACCCCAGCACCCCCCUACUAUCCCCCUGCCGCACUGAAUGGCAACCGCACUCCCUCACGCACCUCAGUGUCCAGCAGUGGCUACAGACUCAACGACUAUGUCUGA